UCAUUGCGUUGGGUGUGGUUUUUCAGUCACAGUGCUAUUAGCAGGAAAUCGAGCUCUGGACCACGACUUUGAGGCGAAACAAAGAAAUAGUCAAAUACGAGUAGCCUUCUUUAGGUUGUGGGAAAAGUUUGAAAUCAAAGAUAAACUGAACGUGACUGAGGCUAUUUCAGAUAUUUCAGCACCUUAUCUAAUGGACACACGUUUUAGUUGACUCCAUUGUUGCCAUCAUCCAAUUCCUGACAUCAGUGAUUUAAGACCGAGAACUGCAAAAAUGCCAAAGACUAUUAGUGUGCGAGUUACCACAAUGGAUGCAGAGUUGGAGUUUGCCAUCCAGGCCAACACAACGGGAAAGCAACUCUUUGACCAGGUUGUGAAGACAAUCGGACUGCGGGAGGUGUGGUUCUUUGGUCUGCAGUACCAGGAUACAAAAGGUUUCUCGACCUGGCUCAAGCUCAAUAAGAAGGUGACAGCCCAGGAUGUAAGGAAGGAGAGCCCACUGCUGUUCAAGUUCCGGGCCAAGUUCUUCCCUGAGGAUGUGUCAGAGGAGCUGAUCCAGGAGGCCACCCAGAGGCUGUUCUUCCUGCAGGUAAAGGAAGGGAUCCUCAACGAUGACAUCUACUGCCCCCCGGAGACGGCUGUGCUGCUGGCCUCCUACGCCGUGCAGGCCAAGUACGCCGAUUACAACAAGGAGAUUCACUUGCCAGGAUACCUGUCCAGUGAAAAACUGCUGCCUCAGAGGGUCCUGGACCAGCACAAGCUCAACAAGGAGCAGUGGGAGGAGAGAAUCCAGGUGUGGCAUGAGGAACACAAGGGCAUGCUCAGAGAGGAUUCAAUGAUGGAGUACCUGAAGAUCGCCCAGGACCUGGAGAUGUACGGUGUCAACUACUUCAGCAUCAAGAACAAGAAAGGAUCAGAGCUAUGGUUAGGAGUAGACGCCCUGGGACUCAACAUUUACGAACAAAAUGAUAAGAUGACACCUAAAAUUGGAUUCCCAUGGAGUGAAAUCAGGAAUAUUUCCUUCAACGACAAGAAGUUUGUCAUCAAACCCAUUGACAAGAAAGCACCAGACUUUGUAUUCUAUGCUCCACGACUGCGUAUCAACAAGCGCAUCCUGGCACUCUGCAUGGGCAACCAUGAGCUGUAUAUGCGUCGCCGCAAACCAGACACCAUCGAGGUACAGCAGAUGAAGGCCCAGGCCAGAGAGGAGAAGAACCACAAGAAGAUGGAGAGGGCACUGCUGGAGAACGAAAAGAAGAAGAGAGAACUUGCUGAAAAAGAAAAGGAAAAGAUUGAAAAGGAGAAGGAGGAGCUUAUGGAGAGACUGAAACAGAUUGAGGAACAGACAAAAAAAGCUCAGCAAGAGUUGGAGGAGCAGACACGGAGGGCCCUGGAGUUGGAGCAGGAGAGGAAGCGUGCUCAGGAGGAGGCGGAGCGUCUGGAGAAGGAACGCAGGAUGGCUGAGGAGGCCAAGACCGCCCUGCUCCAGCAGUCUGAGAACCAGAUGAAGAACCAGGAACACUUGGCCACGGAACUGGCUGAGCUGACCUCAAAGAUCUCCCUACUGGAGGACGCCAAGCAGAAAAAGGAGGAUGAGGCAACGCAGUGGCAACAAAAGGCGUGCAUGGUGCAGGAGGACCUGGAGAAGACCAAAGAGGAGCUGAACAGCAAAAUCAUGGCAUCACACAUACAGGAGCCUAUGCAGGCCGAGAACGAGCAUGACGAGAACGACGAGACCAGCGACCAGGCCAGUGCCGAGUUCACGGGCGGCAUCUCCUACAAAGACCGCAGCGAGGAGGAGCGUAUGACCGAAGCCGAGAAGAACGAGCGCGUGCAGCAACACCUGCUGGCUUUGAGCUCGGAGUUGGCCAUCGCUCGAGAUGAGACCAAGAAAACCGCAAAUGACAUCAUCCAUGCGGAUAAUGUGAAAGCUGGACGGGACAAGUACAAGACCCUCCGGCAGAUUCGGUCGGGCAACACCAAGCAGCGUAUAGACGAGUUUGAGUGUAUGUGAUGUAUCUUGUUUGCAACUACUAUAACCCCCACAGCAGUGCCAUACUUGGUCCAUUCAUUCUAGACUGCAGACCUGCCUCACACAAGCUACAGUGCCUUUUACCCAAACAAGACCAGAAUACAUAUCAAAAAGCAAAACAAAAGUACAGCAAAAAUGUAUAUGAAUAAUGGUGCACAAAUCACAUUACAAGUAAUGUUAUUCAGAAUUAUGAAAUAAGUGGAUGCAUCAGGGACAUUUUUUAUAGAAGAAUGGUUUAAAGUGAAUACAAUUUGAUAAUACAUUUUUCCAGCCUUUGAAUUUGGGUUAUAGAUGGAGGGUGUUUUUAUUGAUUAUAAUUUAGUUUUUUUAAGUGAUUCAUCUCUCACACUGUUUUAAACUAAAAAUUAACAAAACAACACAAUGCAGGACAGCUGCAAUUACGUUAUGGUUGGCCACAUUUUAGGUGUCAUUAUUUCAGAGCAGGUUUGUUUGUUUUGAAGUAAACCUAUUACUGUAAGCAUUUUCCACAAAUUAAGAGAACAUCAAACUGUAAUUAGAUUGUAGUUUUUUAUUAUAUUCUAAUUUUAGGCAUUUAAAGAGAUUGUUGUCUUUCUAAGAGAAGGACAUCUUUGUUUGGAAACUCUCAACAGUAUUACUUUUACAUAAGAUUUUAUUAAGUCCAUAUGAAAUAAGCGCUGGAAUACCACGUUUUCCAUUUUCAGAGAGACACAUACUUAUGAAUGACUCUUUAUAGACCAAGUGUAUCUGCUAUGACAUAUAGCCAUGCACACUAGUAGCUACCAUGAUUAGGGGUUUGUUUUUGUAUAUCAAUCCUUUGCUAAGUAUUUUAUUAUAUGGAAUUUUUAGAAAUAUGAUUCUAAGGCCUGUCUUGAAGGAUUUAUUUUGUGAUUUGGAUGUUUCAAUAAAACAGGUUAUGAUGUGUAAAAAGA
Oncorhynchus keta (chum salmon) is the source of this 2940-nucleotide messenger RNA. Its product is annotated as moesin-like. Lineage: Eukaryota; Metazoa; Chordata; Actinopteri; Salmoniformes; Salmonidae. Bases 272 to 2011 code for a protein of 579 amino acids. The transcript is spliced from 13 exons. Gene Ontology annotation, cellular component: plasma membrane; microvillus; filopodium. The record is from RefSeq and is a predicted model, not a curated record. Gene Ontology annotation, biological process: regulation of organelle assembly; positive regulation of early endosome to late endosome transport; regulation of cell shape. Gene Ontology annotation, molecular function: cell adhesion molecule binding; actin binding.